AUGGGAAUAGCGCUUAAAGAAACUAAAUACCUUCUAGCAAAUUCAGCUCCGGUGAUACUUGGAUACGCUUUGCAGAAUUCCUUACAAAGCUGCUCAGUUAUUAUAACAGGGAGACUUGGAGCAAAUGAACUUUCUGUGGCAGCCUUUGCCUAUAUGUUUGCAAUGAGCACUGGCUGGUUAAUUGCACUAGGCGGAACAACCGCUUUUGACACAUUUGGCUCCAAUCUAUGGGGAGCUGGAAAGAAGCAUGAAUUGGGAAUUUUAUUUCAAACGGCAAUCAUUAUCCUCAGUUUUUUAUAUCUACCAGUGUGUUUAGUGUGGUGGUUCUCCAAACCUAUUUUGAUAUUCCUACAUCAAACUCCAGAGUUAGCCGAAGCUUCUCAAAAUUUUUUACGAUACCUUAUUCCAGGAGGUUUAGGAUAUAUAUGCUUUGAAUUGUUAAAAAAGUAUUUACAGACACAGGAAAUUACUAGGGCUGGAUCAUAUGUCCUUUUAGUUACUUCGCCCCUUAAUAUUGCACUCAAUUAUAUAUCUAUUCAUUACUAUGAUCUAGGUUUAAAAGGUGCUCCAUUGGCAACCGGCUUCUCAUACUGGCUUUCUUUUAUAUUAUUAACCCAGUAUGCAAAAUACGUGAAAGGAGCAGAAGCUUGGGGUGGUUGGAACAGAAAAUGUAUCGAUAAUAUUUUUCCCUUUCUUAAAUUAUCCUUAUUAGGAAUAAUUAUGGUAGGUACAGAGUGGUGGGCUUUCGAAAUUGUAGCACUCAUGGCUGGUAAACUUGGUGCUGUGCCGCUUGCGGCUCAAUCGAUUAUAAUGACAACCGACCAAUUACUUAAUACUAUUCCUUUUGGUCUCGGUAUCAUAACCUCGAAUAGAAUUGCUUACUACCUUGGUGCGGGAUUACCUAACAGUGCCUCUUCAGUAGCUGAAGUUGCAGCUGUUGUCGGUGCUACAUUAGGGACUGUCAUUAUGAUUAUUAUGAUUGCUUUAAGGCAAGUGUUUGGAAAGCUUUUCACGGAGGAUCCUGAUGUCAUUAAUUUAGUCGCAAUUGUUUUGCCCUUAGUAGCUAUAUUUCAAAUUUCAGAUUCCUUGAAUGGUACAAUGGGAGGAGCUUUGCGAGGAACAAAGAGACAAGAAGUUGGUGCAAUGGUAAAUAUCAGUGCCUAUUACCUGUUUUCUUUACCUCUAGGUAUUAGCUUAGCGUUUCACGGAAAGGGGUUAGCUGGCCUUUGGAUUGGUCAGGUAAUCGCAUUAUCCUUAGUUGGAAUCCUGGAACUGAAAUUCGUUAUGGCCACCGACUGGUACAUGCAAGCAAGGAAGGCAGUUAUAGGUUCUGACGAGCCUAAUGAAUAUAGUGCAUUACUCGGUAGGAACUCACAGUGA
Molecule: messenger RNA, 1380 nt
Organism: Schizosaccharomyces octosporus yFS286
Lineage: Eukaryota; Fungi; Ascomycota; Schizosaccharomycetes; Schizosaccharomycetales; Schizosaccharomycetaceae
Product: MatE family transporter
Exons: 1
Coding region: 1-1380 (459 amino acids)
Biological process (GO): xenobiotic detoxification by transmembrane export across the plasma membrane
Cellular component (GO): membrane
Molecular function (GO): antiporter activity; xenobiotic transmembrane transporter activity
Source: RefSeq, a predicted model, not a curated record